AUGCCUUACCGGCACUUGUUCCGACAGCCAGAAAGCUCUCAUGACUUUCACAACCAACAUGCAUUUCAGGGUCACCAUCCCCAGCUUUCAAUCGUCGACCCUGACUCAGUAGAUUACUCCGGGUGGCAUGAGAUGGACUUUACCAGCACUCCGCUGACGACGUCAACCGUGGAUAUCGACGUCAACCAGAAAUACUCAGCAGCCAUGGACAGGGCGCAAGAUCCUCUGGCGUAUCUGCGGCAGCCCAACCAUCGCCACGGACCGACAGGUAACCUGAGCAACUCUCGGGAUUCCGGCCCACGCAGAGCCUCAGGAGAUCCGUACCACAGCAAUCAAUACUCCUUCUCACAGCUCCUCAACAUGGAGGCAAAUCUCCCGCCCAUGGAUCAGUCGAGCCUGCACAGCUCACAUGCUGACAAUGACUCUAACAUGACGAACAAUGGUAUCACGACAACGCUACCAGCCUCUGACUCUCCGCCCAUGACCAACCUGGAUCCCAUCGCAGUCUCCAUUGCAUCAAGGACAGACUCGACUGAGAAGCUCUGUCCCCUGAUCGCUGGACAAGUAGACAGCUGUCAACCCUCACGCUGUGGUCCAGAUGCACCCUGCAUGAAUUUCACCACCCUGCCACCUAUCGAAGAGUGCACGUCCGUGCCGUGUAUAACAGACGCCAACUCGCGCAACGAAACAAACUUUACACCCGACAGCAUGUCUGUCGAGGUCCACCACCGACCCAGCACAGUCACACGCACGAGUACUGCCACCACCCCACGCUCCUCAGCAACCCGCCGCUGCUCCAGCUCCACGGCAACGACGGCCGACAGCCCACCCGACGUCGUGCCCCUCCCACCCAGGAGAUCCGCCAUUACCAGCGCGGCAACAAGCAUGCGCCGCACCACCCGCGCCAGCCACAAACCCAUCUACAUCCCCACUGCCACGGCGGUGUCGUCAGACAACGACGACGAAGAAGAGGCAGAAGCCCCUCCAUCGACCACAAAGACCACGGCGCCGUCCAAAGCCGACGCCAAACAACGCGCCAAACAGGCCCACUCACUGGUCGAGCGCAAGUACCGCGAAAACCUCAACGCCAAGAUCAUGCAACUCCACUCGACGCUACAGAACUCACACUACGGCCCGCGGGUCGGCGAGGACGGCGAGCAUGAAGACAGCAUGGUUUCGAAUAAUGGUCCACCUGCCGCUAAGGUGCGCAAGAGCGAUGUCCUGACCGAGGCGAUGAACUACGUCAACCAGACCGAGGUGGAGAUGCGGCACAUGGAGAAUGAAAUCUACAGGUUAUCCGAACGGGUGAGGGUGUUGGAGAAGCUGGUCCGGUGCGAGGAUUGCAGUUUGCUGAAACAGGUGGUGAAUUUGCAAGUGCAGGCCGUGUAG
This is a messenger RNA of Cladophialophora yegresii CBS 114405, 1389 nucleotides long. RefSeq lists its product as uncharacterized. Gene Ontology annotation, molecular function: protein dimerization activity. NCBI's taxonomy places the organism in Eukaryota, Fungi, Ascomycota, Eurotiomycetes, Chaetothyriales, Herpotrichiellaceae. The transcript has a single exon. The coding region runs from base 1 to 1389 and encodes 462 amino acids. The record is from RefSeq and is a predicted model, not a curated record.